UCUUGGCUUCUAAACCUUUCCAUGUGAUGACCACGAUGGCCACGGAACUGGAGAGACGCCAGCUGCUCCGCGAGAUCGCACUGCGUCCAUCGAUCUGGGACACGCGCAUCAACUACGCCCUGCGCCGGCCCCACAUCCCCGCCGACUGGCUGGCGGUGUCCCAGGCGGUGGGCUGGAGCCUGGACGAGUGCAAGCGGCGCUGGAAGAGUCUGCGCAGCAACUACCGCGUCGAGGUGCAACGUGGCGAUGCCACGUGGCGCUGGCGCCACUCCAUCGACAUGGAGUUCAUGCGCGACGUCUUCCUGCCACGCCAGCCCAGGACUCCAACGCGCAGGCUGAGGCGUCGCCGUGUGCAGCAACCCCAGCGACACCCACAACCGGAGUACAAACUCCAAUCGGCUCACCAUUACGCGUCUUCCUUCAGCGAUGGUGGCAUCGAGUUCGAGGUGGAGGAGCGGCUCUUCCUGGUGGCGGAGCAGCCGAUAGUGGGCGUGGAUAUGGACGAGGAGGCGGCCCGGCUGCUGGGCACCGACAAGUGGCUGUGGAACACCAACCUGGACCUCAUUCUGACUCUAGGUAGGGCACCCCUGCCCAUUUAUCCGGCGCCACCGCCACCCAUGUAUGGCGAGUCCAACGAAUCCAAUCACAACUUCCUGGUCGGCAUGGUGCCCAUGUUCCGGUGCCUGAGCAAUCGCUCCAAGGAGCGCUUUCGCAUGUGGACACGGCGUGUGCUGCGCCAGCUGCUCAUCGCGGAGAAGAAGCUGCUGUAUUGAUCAAAGGAACUCUUGUGUUUCCAUGACAUUGAAGUUCCUUGCGUUGUCACUGCCACAAAACUGAUUUUUGAA
Messenger RNA from Drosophila teissieri, 845 nucleotides. RefSeq lists its product as uncharacterized. The coding region runs from base 27 to 773 and encodes 248 amino acids. The record is from RefSeq and is a predicted model, not a curated record. Gene Ontology annotation, molecular function: DNA binding. The transcript has a single exon. Gene Ontology annotation, biological process: regulation of transcription by RNA polymerase II. NCBI's taxonomy places the organism in Eukaryota, Metazoa, Arthropoda, Insecta, Diptera, Drosophilidae. Gene Ontology annotation, cellular component: transcription regulator complex; nucleus.